UCUUCUGGAUUCUGGUCUCAUCUCGCGCACCCAUCUGGUCUCAUCCCGCCACAUCUGGUCUUCCGACUCCUCCCAACUCUCCUCUCAACUCUCCUCUACACUUUGCGCACCAUCGACCAUAGCUUGCAACUCUCCUUUCGACUCUCCUCUUAGUCUCCAUCGGCCAUAGCUUGCAACUUUGACAGAGGUUACCCCUUGACACCUCCUGUAACUGGAGGGACAGCGAUUGAGCACUGAUCUGCAGUUCUGAACACCAGAUCGUCUCCAAUUUUAGAUUCAUUCUAAGAAGAGAAAUCGACUUGACCACCAAAAAAUGCAUGAUUUGGUUUUUGUAAAGUAUAACCAAGCUCUUAAAGCUCGUUAUAAUAUGCGAGACGAGAUUGAUCCUAUUGUUCUAAAUGAGAUUGAUUUCGAUAAUGAGUGGUUGGUUGGAGAAAGUGGUGAAGUUGAAGAUGCUCAUAAUGAUUUGGUUUUUGAAAAUGAUAAUCUGACUUGGGGAGAUGUGGAGAGAGCAUCAGGGGCAAGAGAAAUUAGAACUUAUACUAGGGGACAAGCAAAAAGAAAUACCACUGCAGCCUUCACCUCUCAAAUUCCAGCAUUAACUUUUAGAACUCCAACCAUAACCUCUAGUGUUGAUGCAAUUUAUGCUACUAGAAUUAGUGAAGAAGCUCAUACUUUAUUAGAUCUUGAAAAGUCAGAGGAGGAAGAAAAGGAGUUUGAGCAUGGUAGAACAAGUCAGAAAAACAAGGAUGAUAAUGAUUUGGUGGCUGAGCAAGAAGAAUUAGAAGCAAAAGAGAGUGAUGAAGAGUAUUAAACUCUUGAAUGAUUUUUUGUUUUAAAGUUUUAUUAUUUGACUUUUUUUUGAAUUGAUCUUGUUUGAUUUUUGUACUCUUUAAGUAUAUAUUUUAUUGUCUUGUUUGACUAUUAUAAUCUAUGAUUUUUAUUUGUUAAAACUUGAUAAUAUUGUUUUUUAUGAUUUUUGGUAAUUUUUAUAAACUCUUAGGUUAAUU
Molecule: messenger RNA, 1010 nt
Organism: Rubroshorea leprosula
Lineage: Eukaryota; Viridiplantae; Streptophyta; Magnoliopsida; Malvales; Dipterocarpaceae
Source: the annotation of a GenBank genome assembly